UCUCUCUCGAAAAAAAAAAAAAAAAAAGAGCGCAGAUCGAAGGCUCUCACUAAGGUUCGGUUGCUUGAGUUGAGUUCGUUCAUUGUUGCCCUAAAACAUGCUUCCCCUUUCUCUUCUUAAGACUGCACAAGGCCACCCCAUGGUAUCAUUAAAUGUCAUGUUGUUUACUACUUGAAAGAAAGUGAGAAAGGAACUGGCAAUAAUGGCCACAAAAACUCUCUUUAAAUGGUCCAAAAAGAUCACACCUUCUCAAGUAGAGCAGCUAAUUCGUGCAGAGAAGGACAUAGAGAAAGCUAAACUUGUGUUUGAUUCUGCCACUGCAGAGUAUUCUCAUGGUUUUAAGCAUGAUAAUAGCACAUUUAGUGCCAUUAUCUCUAAGUUACUCUCCGCGAAUCAAUUUACACUAGUAGAGGAUAUGCUAAAUAGAAUGAAGCAAGAAAAAUGCAAUAUCACUGAAGAUAUAUUCCUUUCUAUUUGCAGAGCCUAUGGUAGAGUUCAUAGGCCAUUAGAUUCCAUCAGGGUUUUUCAUAAAAUGAAAGAUUUUGAAUGCAAAGCUACCCAAAAGUCUUACAUCACUGUUUUUGCUAUUCUUGUUGAAGAGAAUCGGUUAAAGGAUGCAAUGAGAUUUUAUCAGCACAUGAGAGAAAUGGGUAUUUCAGCUAGUGUUGUUUCUCUUAAUGUUCUAAUUAAAGCCCUUUGUAAGAAUAGUUCGACUAUUGAUGCUGCUUUUAGGAUAUUCAAUGAGAUGCCUAAUCGUGGGUGUAAUCCAGAUUCAUAUACAUAUGGGACUUUGAUUAAUGGAUUGUGUCGGUUCGGGAAGAUAUGGGAGGCAAAGGAAUUAUUUAUAGAGAUGGAAACAAAAGGUUGUUCACCAUCUGUUGUUACGUACAGUUGUUUAAUACAUGGUUUGUCUCGGGCAAAGAAUAUGGAUGAAGCUAUGAGAUUGUUUCAUGAUAUGAAGAGCAAAGGCAUUGAGCCAAAUGUAUUUACUUAUAGUUCCUUAAUGGAUGGUCUUUGCAAAGAUGGGCGUUCUUCACAAGCCUUGGAGCUACUCAAGAUGAUGAAAAGCAAGCGCCAUAAGCCUAAUUUGAUAACUUACAGUACCCUAAUUAAUGGUUGUUGUAAAGAAGGAAAACUUCCUCUAGCUGUUGAGAUGCUUGACAAGAUGAAGCUUCAAGGAAUAAAACCUGAUGCAGGGCUAUAUGGGAAGAUCAUAAAUGGUUUGUGUGAAAAUUGUAAGCUUCAGGAGGCCGCAAACUUCCUUGAUGAGAUGGUACUUGCAGGCAUCUCACCAAAUAGAUUAACGUGGAGCCUACAUGUCAGGACUAAUAAUAUUGUCGUCCAAGGCCUUUGCAGUAGUGGCGAUCCGAAUCGAGCCUUUCAAUUGUAUUUAAGUAUGCGCACUAGAGGUAUCUCGGUUGAAAUUGAAACUUUUGAUUCUUUAGUGAAAUGUUUUUGUAAUAAAGGGGACUUGCACAAAGCUAUUCGUCUUGUUGAUGAGAUGGUGCUGGAUGGAUGUGUUCCUGACCAACUGACAUGGACUGUAGUGCUCUGUGGUUUCUUGGACAGAAGAAAGGUGUGGGAAGCAUCAGAGUUGCUAGCGAUUGAGUUGUUAAGCAUAUAAGUCUAGCAUGUCAUAGAACUUAGAGUGCAUUUUUCAUCUGAAAGCAUACAUUCCAAUUUCAUCUCAGUGAGUGAAAUAUAUGCACUGGCUCUUACAUGAUGUGUUUUUAAUAAAUGAAGUACACCAUUUUAUUUACAA
This is a messenger RNA of Ricinus communis (castor bean), 1762 nucleotides long. Its product is annotated as pentatricopeptide repeat-containing protein At5g46100. Lineage: Eukaryota; Viridiplantae; Streptophyta; Magnoliopsida; Malpighiales; Euphorbiaceae. The record is from RefSeq and is a predicted model, not a curated record. The coding region runs from base 203 to 1624 and encodes 473 amino acids. The transcript is spliced from 4 exons. Gene Ontology annotation, molecular function: protein binding.